GUUGCGCGUCUUGUCUUGGGCACAGGUAAGCGGGUGCCUACAUGGCUGUAUUUUUAAGAGAGUAAAUAAGCAAACAAAUUAUCUGUUGGCCUCAAUAAUGAUAACUUUUGUGCUAGUGUAAAAAAAAUCACACAAACGAUGGAACAUUUCACGUGUAGUGCGCAACUCGACCAGAUGGCGUCUCCUACAGUAAAACUUCGCCCUGCUCUCUCCAUGAGAGUGCACUGCAGUCAUGCCAGUCAAUAUGAGCGAGUCCAUGGAUACGGAGAGGAAGUAAAGGGACCGAAUGAACAUCCUCAAAUAUAACCCAAACGAUUUUAAAACCAUUUGUUCCUGGACUUUUCCUGAAGCAGUCUGUGAUGACAUUAUGGGCGAAGAAAUGGCACCAAGGUCUUUCGUCUAAGUGCUGUGUAAAACCAUCCACCUGGCUACGCGGAACAGCUCCAAAGUAUUCUAAUGGCAAGACACCUGCCAUGAAUGGGGAUCAGGUCAAGUGGCUAACUUGCUAGCACGCAGCGGAGGUCCUCGCAAGUUAAUUCAAAGUAACAACAACAACAACGUAUCACUCUGUGCGACUCUAAUUGGAAAAUGACGUUCGGGCAAGGAUUAAUCGCCGCACCAAACUUUGUGGGAAUAUCUCUAUUUUUGUAAUCGGAGUAGCUGCGUUCUUUAUUUGCUCUAAAUGUUACCGCGGUUUUGGUGGUAAAACUGUGAGACCUCAUUCAGGGGAAUAUGUCAAUCAACGAGCUUUAUACAAAGUACACCCGGGUGUGGGUGCCGGACGCAGAGGAGGUAUGGAAGUCAGCCGAGAUCGUCCGAGACUACAAGGAGGGGGAGCCCAUCCUGCACAUCAAGCUGGAGGAUGAGUCGGCGGUAGAGUACGCCAUCGGACCCAAAAACAACCAGCUCCCGUUCCUACGUAACCCCGAUAUCCUGGUGGGGGAGAAUGACCUCACGGCACUCAGCUACCUGCACGAGCCCGCCGUGCUCCACAACCUCAAGGUCCGCUUCCUGGAGUCCAACCACAUCUACACAUACUGCGGCAUCGUGCUGGUGGCCAUCAACCCGUAUGCAGAGCUGCAUAUCUAUGGAGAUGAGGUCAUCAAUGCCUACAGCGGCCAGAACAUGGGGGACAUGGACCCCCACAUAUUCGCCGUGGCCGAGGAGGCCUACAAGCAAAUGGCCAGGGACGAGAAGAACCAGUCCAUCAUCGUCAGCGGGGAGUCCGGGGCGGGCAAGACGGUGUCGGCCAAGUACGCCAUGCGCUACUUCGCUACGGUGGGCGGCUCGGCCAGCGAUGCCAACGUGGAGGAGAAAGUCCUGGCCUCCAGUCCCAUCAUGGAGGCAAUAGGCAACGCCAAAACCACACGAAACGACAACAGCAGUCGCUUUGGCAAAUACAUCCAGAUUGGCUUCGACCGGCGGUACUACAUCAUCGGGGCCAACAUGCGCACUUAUCUACUGGAGAAGUCGAGAGUUGUAUUUCAGGCUGAGGAUGAAAGGAACUACCACGUCUUCUACCAGCUCUGCGCCUCGGGCAGCCGCUCGGAGUUCAAAGACCUGGCCUUGACCAGUGCAGAAGACUUCAUCUACACCGCCAUGGGGGAGAACAUCUUCAUCGAGGGGGUGAACGAUGCCCAUGACUUUGACAAGACGAGAGAGGCGUUCACAUUACUAGGUUUCAAGGAGAGUUACCAGAUGGGCAUCUUCAAGAUAAUUGCCUCUAUUCUGCACUUGGGCAAUGUAGAGAUUCGCUCGGAGAGAGACGGAGAGUCCUGUCACAUUGAUAGUGAUGACCCCCACCUGCACCACUUCUGUCGGCUGCUGGGGGUGGAGCGCGAGCAGAUGGAGCACUGGCUGUGCCGCCGCAAGCUGGUGACCACGUCCGAGACCUACGUGAAGAACAUGUCCACCAAGACGGCCAGCAACGCCCGCGACGCCCUGGCCAAGCACAUCUACGCACACCUCUUCGACUGGAUCGUGGACAACAUCAACCGAUCGCUGCACACCACGGAAAAGCAGCACUCCUUCAUCGGGGUGCUCGACAUCUAUGGGUUUGAAACGUUUGAGAUCAACAGCUUUGAGCAAUUCUGCAUCAACUACGCCAACGAGAAACUUCAGCAGCAGUUUAACUCGCAUGUGUUCAAGCUGGAACAAGAGGAGUACAUGAAGGAACAGAUCCCCUGGACUCUCAUUGACUUCUACGACAACCAGCCGUGCAUCGACCUGAUCGAGGCCAAACUGGGCAUCUUGGACCUUCUGGACGAGGAGUGCAAGAUGCCAAAAGGAACCGACCAGAAUUGGGCCCAAAAGCUCUACGACCGCCAUUCCAGCUCAGAGCACUUCCAGAAGCCCAGGAUGUCCAACCAGUCCUUCAUAGUCAUCCAUUUUGCAGACAAGGUCGAGUAUCAAUGUGACGGGUUCCUGGAGAAGAACAGAGAUACGGUCUAUGAAGAGCAGAUCAACAUCCUCAAAGCCAGCAAGUUCCAGCUGGUUGCUGACCUCUUCCAGGAGGGUAAAGAAUCCUCCUCUUCCUCGUCCUCUUCCUCGUCUAGCAAGUCCUCCAGGAUCAAUGUGCGGCCGGCCAAAACCAUCCCCAAGGCCCACAACAAAGAGCACCGCAAGACAGUGGGACACCAGUUCCGCAGCUCCCUGCAUUUGCUGAUGGACACCCUGAAUGCCACUACACCUCACUACGUCAGGUGCAUCAAGCCCAACGACUUCAAAGAGUCCUUUUCGUUCGACUCGAGGAGAGCUGUCCAACAACUGAGAGCAUGUGGUGUCCUGGAGACCAUCCGCAUCAGUGCGGCAGGAUACCCGUCCAGGUGGACGUACGGAGACUUCCACAGCCGCUACCGGGUGCUGAUGAAGAAGAGCGACCUGGCCGCCGGCGACAAGAAGCUGCUCUGCAGGAAGCUGCUGGAGACUCUGAUCAAGGACCCUGACAAGUUCCAGUUCGGUAAGACCAAGAUCUUCUUCCGGGCGGGCCAGGUGGCCUACCUGGAGAAGCUCCGCGCCGACAAGUUCCGCUCGGCCUGCAUCAAGAUCCAGAAGACGGUGCGGGGAUGGCUGCAAAGGACACGCUACAGGAAGAUCCGCAAGUCGGCCCUCACGCUGCAGAGAUUCGGACGAGGCUACCUGGCGCGCAGGUAUGCGGAGCAGCUGCGUCUGACCAAGGCCGCCCUGGUGUGCCAGAAGCAGUACCGUAUGGUGCGCGUGCGGCGUGAGUUCCUGAAGACGCGCUCGGCUGUGGUCACCAUCCAGGCCUUCUACCGGGGCAUGUUCGUCCGCCGCCUCUACCACGAGUUCCUGAUUCACCACAAGGCCACCAUCAUCCAGAAGUACGUGCUGGGCUGGCUGGAGAGGAGGCGCUACCAGCGCGCUCGCAACGCCGCCAUCGUCAUCCAGUGUGCCUACCGCCGGGUGCUGGCCAAGAGGCGGUUCAAGCAGCUGAAGAUCGAGGCCCGCUCCGCCGAGCACUUUAAGAAACUCAACACGGGCAUGGAGAACAAGAUCGUACAGCUCCAGAGGAAGAUGGACGAACAGAGCAAAGACUACAAGACGCAGGCCGAGCAGCUGAACGUGACCAACAACGCCCUCAACACGGAGGUGACCAAGCUGCACAAGGAGCUGGACGUCAUGCGCAGUCGCCAGAACAACAACACCCAGAUGACCUCCCUCCAGGAGGAACUGGAGAGGCUGAGGGCGGAGCUGGAGGAAGCACACGCCCACAGGAAGCGCCUGGAGGAGGAGCACAGCAAUGAGAAGCAGGGCCUGGAACAGAGAGUGGAGGAGCUGGAGCAGGAGAAUCUUCUGCUGAAGGAGGAGAAAGAGAACAUGAACGAGAAGAUCUUCAACCAGUCCAACGGCACAGAUGCUAAGUUGAACUCGUCCCAGAAGGAGAGUCGUCUGCAGUCGGACCUGGACGAGGAGCGCCAGCGCUACCAGAACCUGGUGAAGGAGUACUCACGCCUGGAGCUGCGCUACGACAACCUGCAGGAAGAGGUCUCCCUUGCCAAGUUCCAACCAGGGCACCGUAGGAUUCCAUCCAACGCGAGCAGCCUGGGCUCCGACUCUCCCUACCCCUCCUUCACCCCCUCUGAUGUGGGAGACACCGAUGAUGCCCUGCAGCAAGUGGAGGACAUGGGUGUGGAGAAGGCAGCGAUGGACAUCAGCCUGUUCAUGAAGCUGCAGAAGCGCGUGAGGGAGCUGGAGCAGGAGCGGAAGAGGCUCCAGAGCAGCCUGGAGAAGAUGGAGGACCUCGCCAAGCGCAAGGGGAUCGAACCCAAAAGCCCCACCUCCGACGAUGACGCGGACUACAACAUUCUCAAGAGACAGGAGCUGGAGUCGGAGAACAAGAAGCUGAAGAAUGACCUCAACGAGCUGCGCAAGGCGGUGGCGGACCGGGCGGCCCAGAGCAACGGCUCCAACGAGCUGCAGGAGGGCUACAACCUGCUCCUCAGCCAGCUGAAGGAGGCCAACGAGGAGCUGGAGGUGCGCAAGGAGGAGGUGCUCAUCCUCCGCACCCAGAUCGUCAGCACCUCCAAGCAGGGAGACACCACCACCAACCACAUCGACUCUAACAGUGUGCCCGAGUGGAGCAACAACAAGAAGCCAGCCAACAAGGAGGAGGCCCUGGAGGCUUACCAAGGCCUGUGCGAGGCCAAGAAGCUAUUGGAGGCCCAGUUGCAGAGCCAGUCUCGCAAGCACGGGGACGAGCUGGUGGCGCUGCACACCCAGAUCGAGGUGCUGCGUGAGGACUUGGAGAAGAAGCAGGAGGCCCUGGGCCAGAUCAUGGCCCUGUCCCCCGAGGACAAGGUGGAGUACAGCGUGCAGCAGGAGAUCACGCGCCUCACCAACGAGAACCUGGAUCUGAAGGAGCUCAUGGAGAAGUUGGAGAAGAACGAGCGCAAGCUUAAGAAACAGCUGAGAAUCUACAUGAAGAAGGUGCAGGAGCUGGAGGUGAGCCAGGCCAGUGCGGUGCAGACCUCCAAGGCUCGUCCGGAGCUGAGUCGGCAGGUGACAGUGCAGCGGAAGGAGAAGGACUUCGAGGGCAUGCUGGAGUACUACAAGGAGGACGAGGCAGUGCUCAUACGCACACUCAUCACAGAUAUGACUCCCGGCACGGUGUCGGCCACGGUGCCUUGUCUUCCGGCCUACAUCCUGUUCAUGUGCAUCCGCCACGCCGACUACAUCAACGACGAUCAGAAGGUCCACUCGCUCCUCACCACCACCAUCAACGCCAUCAAGAAAGUGCUCAAGAGAAACAACAAUGACUUUGAGAUGACCUCAUUCUGGCUAGCGAACACAAGCCGCCUCCUGCACUGUCUGAAGCAAUACAGCGGAGAUGAGGCCUUCAUGACCCAGAACUCGGCCAAACAGAAUGAGCACUGCCUGAAGAACUUUGACCUGGCGGAGUACCGGCAGGUGCUGAGUGACCUCUCCAUCCAGAUCUACCAGCAGCUGGUCAAGGUGGCCGAGGCCAUCAUGCAGCCCAUGAUUGUGUCGGCCAUGUUGGAGAGCGAGAGCAUCCCCAGCCUGUCGGGGGUGAAGCCCAUGGGCUACCGUAACCGCUCCUCCAGCAUGGACACGGAGGGCGGAGGCCCCGGGGGAUACACGCUGGAGGCACUCAUCCGGCAGCUGGGACAGUUCCACAGCACCAUGGGUGAGCACGGCCUGGACCCUGAGAUUGGCCAGCAGGUAGUGAGGCAGCUCUUCUACUCCAUCAACGCCGUCACUCUCAACAACCUGCUGCUGCGCAAAGACGUCUGCUCCUGGAGCACCGGCAUGCAGCUCAGGUAUAACAUCAGCCAGAUGGAGGAGUGGUUGCGUGGGCGUAACCUGCAGCUGAGCGGGGCGGUGGGCACGCUGGAGCCCCUCAUCCAGGCCGCCCAGCUGCUGCAGGUCAAGAAGAAGACCUCGCAGGACGCAGAGGCCAUCUGCUCCCUCUGCACCGCGCUCUCAGUGCACCAGAUUGUGAAAAUCCUCAAUCUCUACACUCCACUGAAUGAGUUUGAAGAGAGGGUCACCGUGUCCUUCAUUCGAGACAUUCAGAAUCGCCUGCAGGACCGCGGCGACGUGCACAACCAGCCGCAGCAGCUCCUGGUGGACACCAAGCACACCUUCCCCGUGCUCUUCCCCUACACGCCCUCCGCACUCGGCCUGGAGAACAUGCACAUCCCCGCCUCCCUCAACCUCGACUUCCUCAUACGAGUCUGAUCACCAUUCUCCACAGCAAUGCACCAAUUACUACCCCUUGGAACGCCCAGCCAGCCAGCCAGCCAGCCAGCCAGCCAGCCAGCCAGCCAGCCAGCCAGCCAGCCAGCCAGCCAGCCAGCCAGCCAGCCAGCCAGCCAGCCAGCCAGCCAGCCAGCCAGCCACCACUCUCCUGUGUACAAAGGAGAACGUUGUAGCUCUUCUGCUUCACCUGGACUUCAAACCUGGACUUUCCAAUCAGUUUGACCCCCUACUCAACGCUAAAUCCCACAUACCGUCUAGAUACCUUCUCCAGCCAGCCGGGCAGCUGUCCAUGAGAGCCCUUUAUCCAAGAGGGAGCACCCCACCCCCCAAGUCACAAUCAUGUUGAUCUUUCUUCUUGGUCUUCUGCAGUUUGACUCUUUUUCUUCCUGAGCAGUGACGAACACUCACUUCGUGGUGUACUGGCUGGGCUGUUUUGCUUCUGUUAGAUAAAGGUUUCGGGGGAGGGUAGAGUUGGCAAGGAUAAGGAAACAAAAAUAAUAAUCACUGGAAGAUCUCCAUUGUGCAUCAAAUCGUAAGGUGGCUGGCUUUUUUCCCAAUCCACAGAUUUGUACGUGCCAAGCAACUGGACCACAAACAAAACAUACUGAUACGGUCUGAGGUCAAGACCCUUCACACUACACAGACCAAUAGUGCCAAUGAUGCUGGAACUCUCAUGUGCAGCUUGACAUCACAUCGCAGAGCAACGUGGUGUGAUAUUGUGUGGUUUGUGAUAUACAGUAAGUGGCACCCGUCAGCGCAUACGGCCAGGCGUGUGGCAUCAGCUGAAGGCGUUUUUUGAGGGUUUUGAUGCCACAACCGAUGCCACAACCAGACUAGUGCUACCGCGAUAGCUGCCGUCUCCUUGCUGAUUGUGUUCCACAGCAGAGAUCCAUCCAGAGGUUCUUCUCUCUUUUUUUAGUUUUAAAGAAAAGUUUUUUCUAGGCAGCCAAAAAAGGGCUGCAUUGCAGUGGGGCUGUGUCUGGCACUGCUGCCUCAUUAAUGUUCAAAGGAGACCUCGUCUCAUCUUUUUUUUCUUUCUUUCUUUCUUUUUUACUUUUUUCUCUGGGGAUUUUUUUUUUUUGCUCCUCCGUCUCCAAGAAAAGUCUCUGUCUUUUUGUUAUGCAGCAGUUUGGAACUUUUUCAUUGUGUUUGGAUCGCUCUCCUCUUUCCUGUACCCAUUUGGGAUUUUUCUCAUUAUCUUGCAGCCAAGACUUUUUUUUCCUGGCUGUACGCAAUGUAAUGCGUUGCAGCUUACCUGUGUGUACAGUCUUUGAAAGGCCUGUAUACGUGAAAAAGAGCGAGAGAUGGUGAGAGGCGAACAUAAGAAAGACAUGCUGCACGUUGUAGAUGGAGUGGAGGAGGGAGGUAAAGGGAGGAUGAGAAAUAUUCGUCCUGACGAGGAACUGAAGUCGUACAUGAAGGGUAACAAAGCAGGUGUACUUCGGCAGGUGAGAGGCGAGUGCGAGAGAUGAGAUGAGAUGAGAUGAGAAGAGAAGACGACGCAAAAGUUAAAUGCACAAUGACUGGAGCAAGAGAAGCGCUGGUGCUCAUAAACUCUACAGUAGGUUUGUCAGAGGCCUUUAAUGUUCUGGAGUGGGAGGAUCGGCAGGCUCAUUACCUGCAACUCGUGUGGUUAAAUUCUUCAAAGAAUGGCAUAAUAAAAGCACCAAACACUCAAGCUGUUCAGCAGAAUGUGACCUGUGAUGAUUAAUGCCGCCUUGUUCAGAACUUUUUCUACAAGAUGCUCCGUUCAUGUUUUAUGCUCCACAGCAGUGCAGCAGUACAAACCACUAAGGCGAAGCAAAGCUCACCCAGGCUUGAGUGGGUGGCUGGGAUGGGUUUUUUUUAUUAUUAUUAUUAUUUUCUUCAGAAUUAUGAGUGUAACUAGGGGCAGUGACAAACAUGCACAGGGUUUAAAAAAAAAAAAAAAAAACGUUAGUAGUGUGAUCCUGCUCUCAUGCUGCAUGCUUCCUCCUGAGUUUCGAUGCUCACUCUCGUCUCGAGUCUCAUCACGGACAAAUGGUUCAACUUCAACUUGACUGGAUGAUCCCCCCUCCCCGCUCGUCCUUCCGAAAGAUCAUCACAGGACUUGGGUUAAACUAAUGCACCAAGGUGUCAGCUAAACCCAUUCAUGCCUCAAGUCACAACCAAAAAAUAAUCAUCAAAUUCACCUGCUGGCUGACCAAGAGACAUUCGAUGCCAAUACAAAAAAACUGGGGACCAUUACUCAUCAGUGCUUUGCUGUAAUAAUUACACAUGGGUUUGAAUGUAAAGUUCAUACCUUUGCCAACAUUUUUUUUUACUACUGAGGUGUUUUUUUUUCUUUUUUUCUAAAGGUGGCUCACACCACUUAACACUAGUAGACUUGUUUCCUGGUUUUGUAUUUAUUUCAUACAACAUUGCACUUCAAGGGGAUGCAAUGGUUGGAGUCCUACUUUUUAAAAAAAUAAUAUGGAUCAAAAAUACAUGAAAACAUCAGCAAUAGUUUUGCAUUUGGUACUUAUUUGGGAUGUUGUUAUCUGUUAUUUAGUUAAUGUCACACAGCUUACUUCCAAGAGUAUAACAUCCAAUAAAACCAAAUAGUCAGAUUGCUUUCAUAACACUACAUUUGUAAUCUUUUCAGUUAAGAGUGCCAUCUUUUAUGUUUUAACUGGAUCUGUGUUUUGAAUAUGUAUAUAUUCCAAACCGUCUGCUCUUCAAAGAUCCGUUGAAGUGAAAAUGAAGGUAGCGAUGUUACUCUACUCAUUGAAGGAGUAAGGACCUUACUCCUUGCAUUACCUUUUGAAAGUUAUUUUUUGGAGAUGUUUUUUUAUGUGUGAAUAUAUGAUUGCAGAAUUGUAUUUUAGGUAAGAGAUGCCAAAUUUCAAAUGUGUUGAAUUAUUUGUGUGAAUUGUACUUGGAAACACUAACAGCACUGUUGUUUACGCAAGAUUUCUUUUUGAUUUCGACUUGUCUUGAAUUCCACCCACUUUCUCAUUGUUAAGUGCAAAUGAACUAUAAUGACUUGGACAGUCUGAACAAAAGUACAAUAACUGUACAGAGAAACAUGAUAAUAAAAAAAACGCAUUUGAACAACUUGCGUCUUUCUUUACAAUCAAGUUCUUCUCAUGAAUCUGAAAGUUGUAAAUAUGACAUGUCUUGGUAAAAAAUUUUCAGCAUUACAAAACAUUGUGACCAAAGGCUAUU
Molecule: messenger RNA, 9426 nt
Organism: Engraulis encrasicolus (European anchovy)
Lineage: Eukaryota; Metazoa; Chordata; Actinopteri; Clupeiformes; Engraulidae
Gene: myo5b
Product: myosin VB
Exons: 40
Coding region: 733-6219 (1828 amino acids)
Biological process (GO): vesicle transport along actin filament; actin filament organization
Cellular component (GO): vesicle; cytoplasm; myosin complex
Molecular function (GO): actin filament binding; ATP binding; microfilament motor activity
Source: RefSeq, a predicted model, not a curated record